AUGGAUGUAGUGACCUCCCCCUUUCCAUCGGUCGCCAUUCCGGAUGUCGAUCUUUGGAGUUUUCUCUUCGAACGAGCUGAUCGGCCAUAUCCAGCUGAUAAAGUUCUGUUCACCGCCGCCGACACUGAACGGUGUCUCACGUAUACGCAAAUCCGCCAACGAGCUCUGUCCUUCGGCCACUCCUUGCGUCGAAAAUGGGAUUGGCAGAAAGGCGAUGUCCUAGUCGUCUUCACCACGAACUCAAUCGAUGUGCCGCCCAUCGUUUGGGGUACCCUUGCCAUCGGCGGCGUGGUCUGUCCGGUGAACCCUAACUACCGCGCGGAGGAGUUGCUGCAUCCCCUACAAGGUACCAAGGCUAGGGCUCUCGUAACACAGAGAGCUCAAGCGUCGGUGGCCUUUGAGGCUGCCAAACGUGCUGGCCUCCCCCGCGACCGUGUAAUAGUUCUGGAUGAGCUAACAGAAGAUGACUUCGACCAUGGGAGAGUGAAUGGGCCACAUUCGGCCCCGAUUGACCGUCCAGCGGAAGAUUUGGCUUUCUUAGUCUACUCAUCCGGCACAGCUGGUCUCCCCAAGGCUGUGAUGCUCUCGCAUCGCAACAUGAUUGCAAACUUGCUGCAGACUGCAUCAGUCGAUAACGGCGAGCUGGCAUGGAAUGGAGGCAUGCACGGCGAGGGCGAUAGCACCCUGGCUUUGUUGCCUUUCUUUCAUAUCUAUGGCAUCACAUAUCUUCUCAACCAUACCGUUUACCUUGGUCUGUCGACAUUCGUCAUGCCCAGAUUUCAAUUCGAUUCAUUCUGCGCCACCAUUCAGAAACAUCGAAUCACCUACGCAUAUGUAGUUCCACCGAUUAUCCUAGAACUGGUGUCUAAUCCUCGUAUCACUGAGUAUGACCUCAGCUCGCUACGGAUGAUGCUCUCCGCUGCUGCGCCGCUGGCGGUGGAGUUAAUCCAAACUUUGCAUCAGAAGCUCAAUUUCAGCGUGCGUCAGGCGUAUGGGAUGAGUGAAUGUGCUCCGUGUACGCACAUGCAGACAUGGAACGAGACACACAGCCACCCGGGCUCCGUUGGUCGUCUUCUCCCGAAUAUGACUGCCAAGUAUGCCCCGGUUGAGGGGGAGACUGGACGGUCCAAAGAGCUCUGGGUCAAAGGGCUGAAUGUCUUUCUUGGAUACCUGAAUAAUCCGAAGGCCAACGGUGAAUCCUUUUCUGAAGAUGGAUAUUACAAGACUGGUGAUGUGGGAUACGAGGAUGAGAGUGGCCACUUCUACAUCACAGACCGAGUGAAGGAGUUGAUCAAGUAUAAUGGGUUCCAGGUGGCACCGGCUGAACUCGAGGCCAUCGCUCUAGGGCAUCCUGCCAUCGCAGAUGUGGCUGUGACGGGAAUCAAAGACGACCAGUCGGGGACAGAACUGCCCCGAGCAUAUGUGGUUGUGGCGCCGGGAUACGAGGGCAACCAGAACACAGCUGAUGCUAUAUAUCAGUAUGUGAGUGAUCAGGUGAUUAAUUAUAAGCGCUUGCGUGGAGGAGUGCGUUUUGUGCCGGCUAUUCCACGAAACCCAUCUGGGAAGAUCUUGCGACGAGAACUGAAGAAGUUGGAUCGAGUGGCCAAGCUGUAGCUUCCAUGCUUCACUGCCGAAUUGUGGAUUGUAUAGCUGUAAUGUAGAGAAAUAGAGAGCAUUGUGUCCGGAGGAAUGUUCCGUGGAAAAUCAUGAUUCGCA
This is a messenger RNA of Aspergillus caelatus, 1716 nucleotides long. RefSeq names its product acyl--CoA ligase. Lineage: Eukaryota; Fungi; Ascomycota; Eurotiomycetes; Eurotiales; Aspergillaceae. The coding region runs from base 1 to 1614 and encodes 537 amino acids. Gene Ontology annotation, molecular function: CoA-ligase activity. The transcript has 4 exons. The record is from RefSeq and is a predicted model, not a curated record. Gene Ontology annotation, biological process: secondary metabolic process.